This is a messenger RNA of Triticum dicoccoides, 4665 nucleotides long. Its product is annotated as protein Rf1, mitochondrial. The coding region runs from base 312 to 1256 and encodes 314 amino acids. The record is from RefSeq and is a predicted model, not a curated record. NCBI's taxonomy places the organism in Eukaryota, Viridiplantae, Streptophyta, Magnoliopsida, Poales, Poaceae. Gene Ontology annotation, molecular function: protein binding. The transcript has 2 exons. Gene Ontology annotation, cellular component: chloroplast. Gene Ontology annotation, biological process: mitochondria-nucleus signaling pathway; chloroplast-nucleus signaling pathway.
ACCACGUGUGAAUUGUCACGACUCACCUCCGCCGCCGCCCGCCUGAGCUGAUUCCCUCAUCCGCCGCCGCCUCUCCUCCUCCACCUCGCUGCCCUCGAGCCGCACGCCACCUGUUCGAUGAAUUGCUGCAGCAGGCCACCCCGGUCCCCGAGCGCUCCCUGAACGGAUUCCUCACUGCCCUCGCCCGUGCGCGGGACUCCGCCACUUUCAGAAAUGGCCCUGCCCUCGCCAUCGCCCUCUUCAACCGUCUGUGCCGAGAAGAAGCCGGCUCGCGGGUGGCGUGGCCCACGGCCUGCAUCUACACCAUCCUCAUGGACUGCUGCUGCCGGGCGCGUCGCCCGGAUCUAGGGCCUGCUUUCCUUGGGCGCCUCCUCAGGACGGGCCUGAAGACAAACCAGAUCGUCGCCAACACCCUCCUCAAGUGCCUCUGCUACGCCAAACGGACGGAUGAGGCUGUCAAUGUAUUGCUUCACAAGAUGUCCGAGCUCGGCUGCGUGCCUGAUGCCAUCUCAUACAACACAGUUCUUAAGAGCUUAUGUGAAGAUAGCAGAAGCCAGGAAGCACUCGACCUGCUCUGGACGGUGGCAAAAGAAGGAGGUGUCGGCUCUCUCGAUGUGGUAUCCCAUAGCACUGUCAUCCAUGGCUUCUUUAAGGAAGGCGAAACAGGCAAGGCAUGCAAUCUAUUCCAUGAAAUGACACAUCAAGGGAUUGUGCCCAAUGUGAUGACAUAUAACUUGAUUAUUGCUGCGUUGUGCAAGGCCAGAGCAAUGGACAAGGCAGAGCUGAUCCUUCGGCAGAUGGUUGAUAACGGUGUUCGACCCGAUACAGUUACUUGCAGCUCGCUCAUGUCUUCCCUUUGCAAGCAUGGAAGAAGCAAAGAAGCUGCAGAAAUUUUUGACUCCAUGACUGCCAAGGGCCUCAAACCUGAUAUCGUCGCAUACUCUAUUCUGCUUCAUGGAUAUGCCACUGAAGGAUGCCUUGCUGAUAUGAUUGAUCUCUUCAAUUCAAUGAAAAACAACGGUAUUGAAGCCACUUGUCAAGUUUUCAACAUAUUAAUUGGUGCAUAUGCUAAAUGUGGAAUGAUGGAUGAGGCUAUGCUCAUAUUUACUGAAAUGCGGCGACAAGGAGUGAGUCCGGAUGUAUUCACCUAUACAACUGUAAUAGUCUCACUUUGUCGAACGAGUAGACUGGCCGAUGCUAUUGACAAAUUCGAUGAGAUGAUUGCCAUUGGAGUACAGCCAAACAGACCUGUUUAGCGGUCCCUAAUUCAGGUUUGUUGUAUAAAUGGUGAUGCGGUUAAAGCUAAGGAGCUGGUUUCUGAAAUGAUGAACAAAGGUAUUCCUCGUCCUGACAUUGCGUUCUUCACUUCAAUAAUAAAUAGUCUAUGCAAAGAAGGAAGGGUUAUGGAUGCACAAAAUAUCUUUGACUUGCUUGUUGCCAUAGAUGAGAGGCCUAAUGUCAUUACAUUUAAUUCACUAAUUGACGGAUAUUGCUUAGUUGGCGAGAUGGUUAAAGUAUUCAGAGUACUUGAUGCCAUGAAAUCAGUUGGUGCUGAGCCUGAUAUUGUUACAUACAAUACACUUGUUAAUGGCUAUUGUAUAAAUGGAAGGAUUGACGAUGACUUGGCUUUGUUCAGGGAAAUGCCAUGUAAGGGAAUAAAACCUGACACUGUUGCAUAUUGCAUCAUACUAGAUGGGUUGUUUCAUGCCUGAAGAAUUGUCGUUGCAAGGAAAAUGUUCCAUGAGAUGAUCGAAAGUGGAACAACAGUGGGCAUUCCCAUAUACAAUAUAACACUUAAAGGCCUUUCUAGAAAUAACUGUGCACACGAAGCGAUAGCCAUGUUCCAGAAAUUAGGUGCAAUGAAUGUGAAGUUUGAUAUUGUCACACUCAAUACCAUGAUUAAUGCAUUGUACAAGGUUGGAAGAAAAGAAGAAGCUAAGGAUUUGUUUGCUGCAAUAUCAGCCAGCGGGUUGGUGCCUAAUGCUUCCACUUACAGCAUAAUGAUAAUAAAUUAUCUGAAGGAAGGAUCAGUGGAAGAUGCUAACAAUAUUUUUUCAUCAAUGGAGAAGAGUGGCAUAGCUCCCAGUUCUCGUCUUAUAAAUUAUAUCAUCAGAAUAUAUUUGGAAAAAGGUGAGAACGCCAAGGCUGGAGAUUAUUUGUCCAAGGUUGAUGGGAAGAACAUCUUACUUGAAGCUUCAACUACGUCGCUGAUGUUGUCUCUCUUUUCAAGAAACGGGAAAUAUCAGGAGAAUAUCAAAUUGCUUCCUGCAAAGUAUCAGUUUUUUUAUGGAUUUGGUUGACUAGCUGGUUAUCUCAGUACAGUCGAACUAUUUUCUUGUCAUAAGGCCUUCCUGCCAGUAUAAGAUAUCCAAAGUGCCUGCUUGUAAAAAGUAGACACCUCGUAUUUCAUUGAGUACAUUUUGUGGGGUGUCAAGAUCACAAGAUUGUGAAAUAUCUAUGAGUAUUUAAUCUUCGACGGGUGAGGAAAGGUAGACCAAGUAGUCUAACACAAAUGGUUGCGAUCUGUUUUAUAUGUCAAAGCAAAUGGGUCCUGGAAGAAUCGACGAUUGAGGUUGCUGAUGCUAUGUUUGGGAGGAGAACUGCCAUCAGCCUCGCAUUGGUUCACCUUGCUUUACACCUCUCCACUUCAGUGUAAUGAAGCUCUGGACAUGGAAAUAUCCAUCCGUAGAAACAGCCAUGAAUAGCAAUAUAGCAUCAUUUGGAUACCGAGGAAGGUUAUCCGGCAGGUUUGUAAUAUCAUCCCUGUCUUGAUAACUUUCUUCUUGCUGUUAUAAGCAUGUAGAAUUGUUUAGCCUGACCAUGCUUCUUAAUAGGAACACUUUUUGGCAUGUCCAGCUUAGGGCCUGAACUUCUGUGUUCGCUUUUUUUUAAAUGGGCAGCAUCAUUCAUUCAUUUAGCUAAUUGUUCAGUACACACAAUGGUCCUGAUAAUUUCAGGAGCCUCGUUAUACCAACAGGACCCAACAUCAUGUACUGCUGAUUUUGCCAGGACAUGUACUGCCACAUUAGAGACUCGAUUUACAUGAAUAAACUGAUAAGAAGCUUGAGGCCCUACUUUUGAUAUCAAACACAACUGCACCUAUAUGAGAUCUAUCAGCCAUAUUGCUCUUUACUUUGGUAACCACGGUCAAACAAUCAGAUGUGUUGGCCCAGUGGGAACCAGGGUACCACGGCCCGUCUGCCUGUGGCCCGGGAGGCAGACCAUGGUCAAAUCUGUUCUACAAGCUGUCUCAGCCUACACCAUGAGCCGGUCAAAUCUGUUCUACAAGCUGUCAACGGAUCAAGAGCCAGUCAAAUCUGUUCUACAAGCUGUCCCAGCCUACACCAUGAGCUGCUUCCAAUUCCCAACAAAUCUAUGUACGAAGUUGACCUCUGUUUCAUCAAAUUUCUGGUCGGUGCAGCAAACAGAGCACGGAAGGUGCAUUGGCUUGGCUGGCAGAAGAUGUGCCACGCAAAAGGAGAUGGAGAAUUGUGUUUCAGGGAUUCUCAGGUUCUCAAUCAAGCAAUGCUAGCAGCAAAACAGGGUUGGCGCGUCCUAACUGAACCCAGUUCGCUAUGUGUCAGAGUUCUGAAGGCUAGAUAUUUCAAGGAUAAAGAUUUCUUCGAUGCAGGAUGUCCCAGGAGGGCCUCUUUCACUUGGCGCAGUAUCAUCUUUGGCAGAGAGCGACUGAAGAGAGGGAUAAUAUGUCAAAUCAGGGACAGCUCAACUAUAGGCAUCUGGCACAACAACUGGAUACCCAGAGCCAGAGUUCGGCAUCCUCUGUGAAGGAGAACUGAAACGAAUGUUGGGACAGUUGAGGAAUUCCUUGUACCAACAAAUGGGACGAGUAGCUCCAACAACUGUUCCAUGCAAGCGACGUCGAGGGCAUCGAACAAAUAGCAGCUGGAGGUGUUGGAACCGAGGAGUCCCCGGCAUGGAUUUCACCAAAAAUGAUCUUCUCAAUCAGGUCCUCUUAACACCUAGGAAUGCAGCAAAAGAAAUCCGUAACGAGGGAGUUCCUUCUCCUGCAGUGCACAUAAAGGUUGGAUACCUCUUUGGGAUUCAGAUAUUCCGAAUAAAACCAAAAUGCAUGCCUGGCUCGUCUCUUUCACUUGUGAUUAUGCACUAGAGCAAUCUGCAAGGAUGCAUUACAUCGUAUACUGAUCCCUCUGUGACAUAAGGUUUCGUCCAGAUUCCGUUACUAUUUUUUUACGGGGACCGUUUCUGUUACUACUGUGGUUCGUUACAAGUUUGGGUAACACAUAAAUCACAGCGACGUGUUACCGAAUCCUGAUGUACCAUUGUCCUCUUUUUAGGUAAAAUAUUAUUGGCUGAUGGGUGUUGAUGACUGGCGAGCUUCUUUCUGAUUUUGGCUAGGAACAAGUCCGGAGUUGCCAUUGCCGCACUCUGAUGGCAUUAGGUUUCAGGUGCAAAUUCCAGACUGCAGACUCAGUGUCAUCUGCAGUUGUUUGCUCCGUCCUCGUCUCCUCAAGGGUUCAACAUUUUCACUAAAGCUGAUGCACUAGAGAUUUGUUAGAUCUUUUUUACUGGCGCUGGAUCGCCAAUGCAGUAGAGAGAUAUGCUAGGGUGAUGCAUUGUUGUUGCCGUGUUCAUUCUUUGCUUGUCGCCACAAUAGCUGUAAAAAGAGAUAUUGUCGAUGAAGAU